Messenger RNA from Dovyalis caffra, 279 nucleotides. The record is from the annotation of a GenBank genome assembly. Lineage: Eukaryota; Viridiplantae; Streptophyta; Magnoliopsida; Malpighiales; Salicaceae.
CCACACCUAAGAAGAGGAGGAAGGAGAGGAGAACAGUUAAUCAACUCUCUCACAUCAACAAGAAAGUCCCAUGCUUUUAAAGUGAAAGAAUACGAGAGCUCCUACAUUCAGCUUCUGAAGGAAGGAAUUCGAAACAGAAAUCAAGUUAUCUUAGCCAACUGUGAAGACACCAGUGACAAGUCCAUCUCCGUCUCUCUAUCCACCAAUACGCAUGAACGGGGUCAGUUUUCAAUUAUUUUCAAUUUAGUCUCAAUCGAGAAGCUCUUUGAUAAAAUAUGA